Messenger RNA from Leucoraja erinaceus (little skate), 4371 nucleotides. It is a transcript of the gene rbm26, whose product is annotated as RNA binding motif protein 26. The coding region runs from base 485 to 3643 and encodes 1052 amino acids. Gene Ontology annotation, biological process: mRNA processing. The transcript has 23 exons. The record is from RefSeq and is a predicted model, not a curated record. Lineage: Eukaryota; Metazoa; Chordata; Chondrichthyes; Rajiformes; Rajidae. Gene Ontology annotation, molecular function: metal ion binding; RNA binding. Gene Ontology annotation, cellular component: nucleus.
GUGGGAAGCCGCCAUUUUCUGAAUAAAGUUGCGAGGAGCGGCCGAAAGGGGAAAAGCAGAAAUGUUUGUUUUAACCCGGUGGCUUGGGUCGGGCUGGUAAAACAGCCCGCGCGUUUUAAACCCCCUCCAAGCAUUAUUCGCGCGUGGAAACCUUUCCUUGUUUUUAAAUCGCUGCCAGAGGCCCUGCGUGCGGCGGAGUGUGGACACGUUGUUUGCAGCCUCGGCGGCAGCUGCUUGUUUUGAGGCCUUUUCCUUUGGAUGUUCGGAUUCUGACAGCCGGCUUUCCCCCGCAGCAGGGGGGCAAGAAGAAACAGACCCGGCUCGUUUAGAGCAGGACACCCAUUCCCAUUCCCGUCCCCUCUGCUCGUUUCCCAGCACCUGCCCCUCACGUCACUGGCGAGGUACCCCUGGCCUCUCUUUACCCCUCCCCCCCCUUCCCCCCCCCCCCCCACCCCCCCAUCCCCUUCCAAAAGGAUCGAUCACCAUGAUGAUAGAAAACCUUGAUGCACUCAAGACUUGGCUCACCAAGACUCUCGAUCCCAUAUGUGAUGCCGAUCCAUCCGCACUUGCUAAAUAUGUUGUUGCAUUGGUAAAGAAGGAUAAAACUGAAAAGGAGUUGAAGGCAUUGUGUGUUGACCAAUUAGAUGUCUUUCUUCAGAAAGACACGCAUACUUUUGUAGAAAAACUUUUUGAAGCUAUAACUGCAAAGAGUUACCUACCUCAGUUUGAGCAGUUGUCAUCUGUGAAUAUAAAAUCUGAACCUGCACAACGGCAGGAAAGGGAGGAUAAAAAAGAAGAGGGAAGUAAAGACGAUGAUGAUCGAGACAAAAAGUUUACAAGGCGUUUGAAUCACAGCCCAUUACAAUCAGGAUCGCGAUACAGAGACAACCGAAACCGUGAUGACAGAAAAAGUGAUCGUUCUCGUAAAAGGGAGUACGACCGCUAUCCUCCAAGGAGAGAUUCAUACAGGGACAGAUACAACAGAAGAAGAGGAAGAAGCCGAAGCUACAGUAGGAGUCGGAGUCGCAGUUGGAGUAAGGAAAGAAUCAGGGACAGAAGCAGGAGCAGGACUAGAAGCAGAGAGCGGGAUUCAGGAAAGUCAAAGUAUGAUCUCGACAGGACAGAAUCAGCAGAAAGUGGCUACACUCCUAAUAGUGUGCCUAGUAUAACAUCUGGACUUUUUCCUGUUCCUACUCUAAGUAGCGCAAUCACAGUUAUAGCGCCAGCUCACCAUGGCAACACCACAACAGAAAGUUGGUCAGAGUUUCACGAGGACCAGAUAGAUCACAACUCGUAUGGGAGAGGGCCAAUUCCAAAGAAGCGUUGUAGAGACUAUGACGAAAAGGGAUUCUGUAUGAGAGGCGACAUGUGCCCCUUUGACCACGGAAGUGAUCCAGUCGUGGUAGAGGAUGUAAAUCUUCCAGGCAUGUUACCAUUUCCUGCACAACCUCAUGCAGUUGAGGGACCAAAUCCUCCUGCCCUUCCACCACCACCACCACCACCACCCAUUCUGACUCCUCCUCCUCCUGUUAAUCUCAGACCUCCUGUACCCCCUCCAGGACCGUUACCACCAAAUUUACCUCCUGUUGCAGUGGGUCCUCCUCCACCAUUACCCCCCUUACAGCCACCAGGAAUGGAUGCACCCCCAAGUUCAAUUACUAGUUCAGUGCCUCCUGUUGUUACAUCAGUGAUUCAUCACCAGCUGCCUGCAGCACAACCUUCCCUAUAUGCAGCAGAAACCUAUGAAACUGAUGGAUAUAAUCCUGAGGCACCAAGUAUAACUAGUACUUCAAGACCAGUUUACAGACAUAGGGUGCACAGCCAAAGACCCAACUUAAUUGGACUUACAUCGGGUGAUAUGGAUUUACCACCACGAGCUGUAAAUAUAACUGUAAAAACAGAAAAACCUGCUACUAAUAACAACAUGAGAAUUGUGGUGGAUUCUGAGUCCAGAAAACGUACAAUAGGUGCUGGUGCUGAAGAUGUGCCUAACAAGAAAUCCUGGUUUGACAAGCCAAAUUUCAACAAAACAAAUAACCAAGGGUUUCAAAAGAAACCACAGUACGGAAUUGAAAAUACUAAACUGGAGCUUCGGAAGGUUCCACAGGAGUUAAAUAACAUCAGCAAGCUCAAUGAACACUUCAGCAAAUUUGGAACAAUCGUCAAUCUGCAGGUUGCUUAUCAAGGUGAUUCAGAGGGUGCCCUUAUCCAAUUUGCCUUGCAUGAAGAAGCAAAGAGAGCAAUCUCGAGUACAGAGGCAGUGCUUAAUAAUCGAUUCAUCAAGGUAUACUGGCAUCGAGAAAACAAUUUUCAGCAAAAGACAACUGCAAAUCAAAAGGUGAUUUGUGGACUACAACAGCCAGUUAAGCAACCCCCUUUUGCAGUUGUGAAGCAGUCGGUGAAGGACAGAUUGGGCCCUCUUCCAGAAGGAAAUAUGGAACAUACACACUCUCAGGUUAUGCCCAUAGCCAGCAUUCAGAAUGCACAAAAGUUGUCCGUUAAAGAUCGAUUGGGCUUUGUAACUAAACGCAUGGGACCAGCUCCUACUGAAAAGGUAUUAUCAACUACAACAGGUCUCACAAAAACAGUCUACAAUCCCGCUGCCCUAAAAGCAGUACAAAAAUUGGGUACUGUUUCAUCAGAUUCUACCGAGGCACCAAAAAAGAAACAGGAUACACUUCGACUUCAACAGGAUGUAAGAAAAAAGAAACAUGAGAUUUUGGCAAAACACAUCGACACCCAAAAGAUUUUGAUAUCAAAGCUGGAAAAAAACAAAAAAAUGAAAUUAGAAGAUAAAGCAGAGAUAAUGAAAACACUGCAGACCUUGACCAAGACCAUCACUAAACUACAAGAAGAAAUGAAAUCAGGUGGAACAAUCUCAUCUCUUCCUAAAACAGUGAAAACCAAAGCUCAGAUGCAAAGAGAACUGCUGGAUACUGAAUUGGAUUUGUAUAAGAAAGUACAAGCUGGAGAAGAUAUCACCGAACUUCGAAAAAAAUAUAAUGUACUUCAACUGGAGGCUGCCAAACGGGGGGCCCUUUCUUCGGUUCGUGGGAGAGGACACCACUCCAGAGGCCGAGGUGGGCACAGAGGUAGAGGCAGAGGUCGCCGAGGCCGGAAUCUACCUUUCCAUUCAGUAGUCGACCACCGCCCAAAAUCAUUGAAUAUCUCUGGAUUUUUAGAAGGGGACCAAGAUGAAGUCUUGCCACAUUUUGCACAAUUUGGUGAAAUCGAGGAUUGUCAAAUUGAGGAUGGUUCUUGUCAUGCAAUCAUUACGUACAAGACGAGGGCAGAAGCAGAGGCUGCUGCUUUACAUGGAAUUCGUUUUAAGGGGCAGGACCUUCAACUUGCUUGGUACAAACCUGGAUGUACCACCACUGUUGCUGAGCCUGAAGAUGUGGAGGCAGAUGAAGAGGAGGUGCACAACCUUUUAUCCGGAGUUCCGGAAACCGAAAAGCUCCGAAAACCGGCCAUUUUUUCCAGGAUGUUGUCUGCACACCAAAGCUCGCGUUUGGCGCCAAACUUGACCCGAAACGACCCAUGGUCAACCCAGUUUCAGGAAGAAUCUUUGAUUGAUGAUUCGUUACUGCAAGACGAUGAUGAUGAAGAUGAUGAUAAUGAAUCGCGUUCUUGGAGAAGAUGAUCAGAGAGUUUACUUGAAGAACGCAAUGCUGUCUACAUUCUAAAUCAUAAUGUGAUGAAUUUGUUUUUUUUCUAAAAACUAAUGUACUAAAGAUUGUAGUGAAUUACCUGUAUUAGUCUAGAAGCACAGUUUGGGAUAGAGGGUUCAACCCUGCAAUGACUUGCUACUGUACCUGAAAGAUUGAAAUGAAAUUACGGCUUUAUUUGCAACAGGAGACAUGUAUGUAAUUCAUUUUUUAAAUUCAUUUUGUGAAACUUGGUAUGCAAAAUGUUAAUUGAACUUCAACCUGAUAGACAUACCGAGACUUUACAUGUAAUUUACCUAUUUUGGUCAUAUGAUCUGACCAAACGAAGACCAUUUCAAUGUAACUAUUAUAAAUGGUUCCAUGUUGUUAUGGAAUGAGAGAUUGAUAUUGAAUCUCUAUGGAUGUUUUGAAAAUUGCAGAUAUUCUAAGUUUUGUGAUAAAGCAGAGAACUUGGCAAGUACUGAAAAGUGCUCUUGUUUGUUAAAAGUUAUGAAUACCUUUUGUUUUGCAUAGUUUGCUUUAGGCUUUACUAUGUAUUAGCCUUUUUUUUCUGUUGGAUUUGUGUAUGUAUUUUACUUGGUUGAUUUUAAACAUUCAUUGUACAACAAAUCGGUCCAAAGUCUUUUUGACUUUUGAGACCUGUUUAACAAAUAAAGCAAUGGAAUGGUCUAAUAUAUAUAUUAAAAAAAAACAAAAAAGAAAA